Molecule: messenger RNA, 1506 nt
Organism: Macrobrachium nipponense
Lineage: Eukaryota; Metazoa; Arthropoda; Malacostraca; Decapoda; Palaemonidae
Product: serine/threonine-protein kinase pakC-like
Exons: 1
Coding region: 39-1286 (415 amino acids)
Biological process (GO): protein phosphorylation
Molecular function (GO): protein serine/threonine kinase activity; ATP binding
Source: RefSeq, a predicted model, not a curated record
AGUGAGUCCUUCAACCAACAGCAACCAAGAAAAAAAAAAUGGCUCCCAACCGCAAUGCAAAAGCACCGUUGAGAUCUUCCUCGUCUCUGACUUCCAAGCCCAAGAAAAGACGAUGUCAGCUUUCCAGCAGCGCAGUGAGUGAAUCGACGAAAUUCAUGGAGUUCACGGCCCUGGAUAGUCCACGAGAAUGGAAUGACUGUUCUGGGGGAAGGUUCGAACUACAGACUGAUCCCUUGAAGUCCAUGUUGCGACGCCUCAUGGUUCAAAUCAUCCUGGAGAAACUGUUCUCCCGAUGGAAUCUGUGGCCUGCUAACCGGGAGACGACAUCGCUGUCCACUUCUUUAGUGAAUGCUAAGAAUAGUUAUGGACAUCAGUCAUGUUACGAAUCGUGUGACCACGAUCUAAUAACAGUAAGCACGUUGAAGAAGCCUUACCAACACGAGGAUUCGAGAGACUUCUUCUGUCAGCUGUCCACGAAUGUUCAAGAUCCACCUGACUACUACUCUUUUUGGCCUUGCACACAUUCUAAUUCGUUGGAGAGUACAAACGUCGUUCCAGCGCGUAGUCUAAUGGAAGAGUUCAACCUGGCUUAUCUGGAGAAUGUUGAACUGGAAGACCUCAUAACAGAAAGCAUGGACCUAGGUCAGGGGUCAUAUGGGCGAACCUUUUUGACCUACGCCUAUGGACGUAUGAUUGUUAUCAAGAAAGUUUAUUGCUCUUUCAGCUUCUGCCAGGAACUCUCUUCUCUCUUGCUAGUCAAAGGUAUGCAGGGACACCAGCAAGUCAUUGCCGUGAAUGCUUCCAACAUGAUCAUAGUGUCUGAAUUCGCUGGCUUCGAUCUGUCCCAAUGGCUUCAGUUCACUAGAUUCGGGAAGUCCGAGGAACUACUCUUCAUCAACAAGCUGGCCAAAGCUCUCCAUGAAUUGCACGGCCUAGGAUACACUCACAACGACAUCAAGAUUAACAACGUCUGUGUUAAAAGGACAGGAACUGACCUUGAGGUCAGUCUGAUCGACUAUGGCCUUGCAGCUCAGGUGGGAGAAGUCCAAAGAUUCAAAGGCACCAAGGUCAGCUUCAUGGCUCCGGAAAUAUUCAGAGGAGAGGGAGCAUCAGAAACUGCUGAUAUAUAUUCUCUUGGUUACUUGCUUCAAGAGCUGAUGGAAUGCGGAUACCUCAAGAGGAUUUCUGAGGAAGUAAAAUUCUGGAUCGAAGAUUCAAUGAGGGAUGAAAAAUGCUCAAGACCUACUUUGCAGAAACUCAUCCAAUUAACUGAACCACAUAACUGAUGUGGAUUUCUUUUCAUAAGGAAAUUUUAGUUAAAUCUUGUAAUCAAUAAAGGUAUGACUAUGAAUGAUAAUGGAAAAUAUUUUGUGUAAUAAGGUUUGCUCUCCUAUUUUGUUCAGAGAUUUACAAACUCCUUAUUGUUUGGUUUAUGUAUAUGUUUGAUUUAUAAAGAUGUAUAAAGGCCCCAACGGAAAUGGGAAAUUAAAUAAAAAAUUAAAACUA